This is a messenger RNA of Rangifer tarandus platyrhynchus (Svalbard reindeer), 756 nucleotides long. The record is from the annotation of a GenBank genome assembly. Lineage: Eukaryota; Metazoa; Chordata; Mammalia; Artiodactyla; Cervidae.
AUGGCUGUGGCCCGCACCUUCAUACCAGGGCUGAACCCCCAGAACCCUCAUUAUAUCCCGGGGUACACUGGACACUGCCCGCUACUUCGGUUCAGCAUGGGCCAGACCUAUGGACAGAUGACUGGGCAGCUACUUCGCGGCUCUCCUGGCCUAGCCUGGCCCCCCGCCCACCGCACACUUCUGCCUCCCAUUCGGCCUCCAAGAUCCCCCGAGCCUCGCAGGAGGAGCCUGCCUGUCAGGCGCGGACACGAAAGGCUCAGCUCCAGCAUGGUCCCUGGGUACACAGGUUUUGUGCCACAGGCACAGUUCAUCUUUGCCAAGAACUGCAGCCAGGUCUGGGCUGAGGCUCUCAAUGGCUUCACUCAGUGCAGCGGACAGGGGAGCCAGGAGCUGCCCGAAGAGGCCAAGGGGGAGAAAGGUGCGGAGAAAGACCAAGAGCCAAAGCCGGAGGCGGAAAGGGAGCCGGAGCUGCGGCAGGAGGCGGAACAAGCGAGACGGAGAAGGCUGAGGCAGAGUCCAGCGGCUUCCCCAUAUUCCAUGGAUGACAGUGACCCUCGCAAGUUCUUCAUGUCAGGCUUCACUGGUUAUGUGCCCCGUGCUCGCUUCCUCUUCGGCUCCAGCUUUCCUGUGCUCAGCAACCAGGCGCUGCAGGAGUUUGGAGAGAUGAAGUCUCCGGGCAGGUCCCAGAAGGAUCCUAAGCAUCUCCCCGCACUGUCCCGGACCUACCCUCAGCACCUGGGCCUUUUACCUAAAUAG